Molecule: messenger RNA, 1621 nt
Organism: Trematosphaeria pertusa
Lineage: Eukaryota; Fungi; Ascomycota; Dothideomycetes; Pleosporales; Trematosphaeriaceae
Product: DUF155-domain-containing protein
Exons: 2
Coding region: 55-1440 (461 amino acids)
Biological process (GO): positive regulation of mitochondrial translation
Source: RefSeq, a predicted model, not a curated record
CUUGACCCGCGCAAUUGCUCAGAGCACGAUGCCCACACCCUGGUGUAGCUGGCGAUGACUCUUCUCCGGCCCAAUGCACUGAGUGGCUUAACAAGGUGCCUUGCUCCCCCAGCCCGCGCGUCCCUACAACGGAGCUCAUCCCACGGCCGACUGCCGCCAGCGCCAUGGCACCAUUCUCCUCGACCGUUCACUGCAACCGGAGCGGCAUACAAAAAGGUUGACUUCACGCAGAAGCCGGACCAGCCCGCCGAGACAAAACCCAAGGAGGAAGCAGCGACGGACGCGCAGGAACGGAAAGGGCCGAGGAAAAACGCCGGCAAGACGUCGUCUCUACGGAGAGUAGCUGUCGAAGCGCAGAGAUCCAGAGGCUUUGUAAAGGGACGAGGUGGCAUGCGCUUCGUGGAUCCGGACGCCGACACAAAGACGGUCACAGCCUACUGCGCUGCCGAAACGUAUAACAUCUCAUCUGCCGCACGCCUCGUCAAAGCCCAGGGGUAUGAGCUGGAUCCUUUUCAAACAGGGCUCUACCCACAGGUCAUUCAUGUACAGACCAGGGAACGACCAUCCGAGGUCAAGGACUUUCAGCAAGGAGAUAUAUUCGUCUUCCCUUCCGGAACUGUGGUCACAUGGAAUGUACGGGAAAGAGAAGCAUUGAACCUAGUCAACCGCGUCCUUCCACCAGCCGCCGAAGGCUCGCACUUAGACCUGUUGGAAACGGAGGAUCUGGAUUACCUAGAAGAUCCUACCAAGGAGACCAGUGAGGUGGUUGGAGACACGAUAGUCUUGGGCACGAAGGCUGAAGCUCAAACCCCCGAUACGUCCAGAGAAGCCACGGCCGAUGAAACCGAGCAGCGUCACGAAGUCGACACAGUACUCGCCAAGAUCGCGUUCUCCUCGGGUCUAGCUCGCUCGACAAAGCUCGCUGUCUUGGAAAGCCUGCUCAGCGCUUAUCAGCACUCCACCCGCCAGAUCCCCACCAUGCUGGCGAAGGGCGAGAACAUACCCCUCGGACGGAAGAAUCUACCCUUCACGCGCUCCUUCAUACUCCGCAAGACCGGCGAGCUGCUGAACAUCCGUGCCCAACUCAACCUCUAUUCCGAACUUACGGACUCCUUGCCAGAUAUCUUUUGGGAUAGCCGGCACGAGCUAGGGCUAGGACAGUACUAUGACCAAGUAGGCCGUGCGCUAGAUGUGGGCGUCCGGAUUAAGGUCUUGAAUGAGAAGAUUGGAUUCGCGCAAGAGAUAGCAAGCGUUCUGCGAGAGUCGCUCAGCGAGAAACAUGGCCUUCGGCUUGAAUGGGCCAUCAUUGCCCUAAUCGCCGUGGAGGUGGUACUGGAGUUCUAUCGUCAUUGGAAAGACUCGGAGGAGCGGAAGGAUCCGCUAAGCACCGAAUCCUUACUUCGGCAUUAUCUACUGAGGCCCGUUGAUGAGAAGAAAUAGAGUUAUAGAUAUGUUGGAUACCCCACUCAAUACAGGUUUCGUAGCGAGCAUACUUUUGCCAUUUCAGUUCGCUGUUUUUCUCACCGUCUUCCUUUCCUGACUCAGGGAGCGCGUCUCCGUGCAGCUUCAGAUGCCUGGUGUAGUGGAUAGAUACUUCAGGAAUCAUAUCAUUGCAUGACCC